Lytechinus pictus (painted urchin) is the source of this 8627-nucleotide messenger RNA. Its product is annotated as G protein-coupled receptor 137Ba-like. Gene Ontology annotation, biological process: positive regulation of TORC1 signaling. The transcript is spliced from 7 exons. The record is from RefSeq and is a predicted model, not a curated record. Lineage: Eukaryota; Metazoa; Echinodermata; Echinoidea; Temnopleuroida; Toxopneustidae. Gene Ontology annotation, cellular component: lysosomal membrane. Bases 203 to 1429 code for a protein of 408 amino acids.
GCUUGUUUCAGUUUUACGUCAUCGCAGCUGCAGCGGUGAUUUUACUGCACUGUUGCAAGUCGCCAAGUGGGCGUUUCACCGAUAUCAGCAGGGCAAGGUUUGAUGCCGUAACUUCCCUUGGAGCUGAGAUGCUGAAUCUGGGACUUUGGCUCAAAGUACUCAUUUCACAUAGUACCCUCUGAAGAGGACUCAACAAGCCAAAAUGUCUCUCCCAAGCACUCUUGCCCCGCUCCCUACCAUGCCUCCCAUGCAGCCCAUCGUGUCGCCGCACGUGGAACGCGCCCUCGCCGUCACCUUCAUUGUUCUCUACGGGCUUCUCUUUCUCUUCAUCUACAUCCAGCUGUUCUUGAUCCUAUACUACGGGCACAAGCGCUUCAGUUAUCAGACCGUGUUUCUCUUUCUGUGCCUGUUCUGGUCGGCACUAAGGACUACCCUCUUUUCCUUUUACAUCAUCAAUGCAUCUGAGGUGAAUAUGCUUGCAUUCAUUGUCUACUGGCUUCUGCUUGGGUUUCCUGUGUGUCUCCAGUUCACUAGUCUCUGCCUGCUUAUCUUAUAUUUUGCCCAGGUGAUAUUAAAAGUCCGAGUGCGGUUCGAUCCCGACCAGUACCGGCGCUACAAGUGGCGCCUUCGACUGGCCAUAAUCAUCCUGCCCCUGGUGUUUACCAUGAUCAACCUGGUCUCCGGGAUCCUGAUCCGGGAGCUCACGAGCCAGGAGGCCAAACACGACACCCUUACCACCAGGGUCAUCCUCAACGAGGGACUCUUCCUCCUUGCCGCCGUCUGGCUGUCCGUCUGCAUCUGGAAGAUAACGCACAUGACGUCAGCCAACGUGCUUCUCGAGGCAAGGGGGACGACAGUUGGUCAAGCCUGUGUUGCCUGUGUAGUUAUUAUCCUGCUGUAUGUCACCAGAACUGUGUACAAUGUCAUAGCCGUGUCCUGGGUCCAGUGCCCUUCAUUCGGAUACGACUGGAUCAACGUUUCAGAUCAGGCCGACCUAAUUCAGCUAAAAGGAAACCACUUUCUGGCAUUUGGCGUCGUCCUCUUUGUAUGGGAGUUCCUACCUACAUUCAUCCUCGUGGUUUUCUUUCGUGUCAAAAGAUUUGCUUCAACCGUGCAAAUUGUUCCGGAAGUGAAAUCCGGAAGCAAGACGCCAUCAAAAGCAUAUUUCUUUGACAAUCCAAACCGUUAUAAUAGUGAUGAUGAUCUGACCAGAACCGUUAGUACUACAGAUAUGAGGCAUAAUUCACUGAAUGACAUCCCAUCGUUGUUAAACACGCCGCAGAGUAUGCCUCAGGUUGGGUAUGGCGCCCUCUUUAAAAGCAGCAGUUAUUCAGGUCAACAUCAUCCGCUUCCUGGCACCACACCGCCCCUCUUAUUCUCUGGCAAUGCAUCAUUAUCAGGUGGCCAUAGUAGUCAGAUCUAUGACUGACACAGAAAGACACAUGUGGGACUGAAGUGAAGGGCUUGCGGGACACCACAAAGGUAUUUUGGACAAUGUUAGGAGAUAUGUAUCUAUGCUAAUUUAUGACAUUUGAAUAUUUUUGAUGAUGUAAUAUGAAACUAUUUAUGAACAAAAUAUGACAUAUCAUUGGCUCCACAGUACAAUACAACUGAAGUGUAAAUUAAAUGAUGAAUUGAAUUGAAUGUAAAUUUAGAAUUUGGAAUUUGAACACAAAUGAAACAUCGUCUGUAAAUUUGCCAAGAUGAUGUGUUCAUUAGAUGUAAUGAUAAUUUUCCAUCUGUCUUGUAGAAAGCCAAUAUUUAUCCAUUCCUAAGUUUAUUUUCAUGUUUUUUUGUGUAUCAACUGGUAAUAUUUUAUUUGAGAAAAUUUUCAGCACUUAAAUGUGAAUAAAACACUGGAAUCUGAUAAUCAGAAUUUUUGAACGACACCUGAAGGGACUUUCAUAAUUGGUCAUGGACCGUUGAGACAAUCUGGUUAUAAUUUAUCUUUUGUAUAUGAUCGCAAGUCGCUAAUAAUCGCACAACCAAUUGUGAAAAUCCCUUUCCCAUUUGCACUGGCAAAAUCACAGUGAUAUUAAGCCUAGCUUCUAGUUGGACACCCAAAAUACAUUGUGCAUUUUCACUUCCAUAUUGAUUUAUCAUAUUGUUUGUCUUAAUAUCGUUGUUUAAUUUUUGUGUUGAUAAUUCUGUUGCCAAAGAGUAAAUUACUGUUUAUUAAUGUGUGUAAUCAGACUUCAAAAGUCAAUAAAUUAUAUUCUAAAUCUUUGAGAUUGCUGCAUAUAAUAAAGCAAAUAAAAUGAUUGUGCAUUAUUGCUGCUUGUUAAUCGAAUAGCGGCUGGGGGUCCUGUUGCAUGAAGCUUUGUGAUCAAUUGUGGGGCUGAUUUAUGCAAUUGAUCAUGCACAAUCAAUCAUAGAAAUCACCUCUGCAAUCGAUUGCUCAUCUCUAUGUUACAGGACCCAGGUCAUUAGGGAGUUUUCGCUCUGUGACAUAUGGAGUAUUCAAGAACACAGUGAAUGUAUUGAAAAUGCCCGUCAAAUGACAAAGAACAGCUGAGAGGUCUUUGUCGAAAAUUGGUGAAAUGGGAGAGCAGUUUCGUCCUAAGAUUUUGGGCUGACAAAAAAAUAGCAAAUAUCAUUUUUCCAGAGUAAAAGACUGAACUGCUGUUACGAUUCACCAAUUAUCGACAAAGACUUGGUUGUUCUUUGUCAUGAAGGGCAUUUUACAAUACAUUUUCUAUGUUCUUGAAUCCUCUGCACGUUGCUGUGCGAAAACUCCCUGUUGAUGGUAGAAGUACCAUCUGAACAAUUUCAUGCUUUGGUUACACCAAUGAAACUGACUCCAAGCAGACAGAUGUUAUACAUUGGUAAUAAUAUAAUAGCUUUGUUGGAACUUGAGCCAGUUUCGUUGAUGUGACUGGGUCACAAUGUCAUGCUGCCUUGUGGAGGAUAGUUAGGAGCUUUAGGCCUAUAUUCUGAAGUCAGGUUUAACUGAGACCAUGGUCUAACUCUGUGCUAAACUAAUUAUGGGAAGCCAAACAAAUAAAAAAAUUUUUUAUAUUUAUGCUUCUAACAUGUCUAAUGAUCAUUAUGCCCUUUCCUAAUUCCUUAAUAGUAAGGGCAACUAUCUUAUUUAUCCUUCCCAGACAGUUAAGAAUGAUGUAAGAGUCAAAUGAUUCAUUGAACCUCUACUGUUAGAGAUUUAUGUCACAAUUGGCUGUCCAUAGUUAAACCACAACUUUAGACCAGAGUGUAAAUCCAACCCGACUUCAGAAUAUGGGCCAUGGAGUUCUUAUCUGUAAAGUCUGGUUUAACUGAGGCCAUGGUGGUCUAACUCCAGGUUAAGAUUAUGGGAAGCCAAGCAUUCAAAAUUGCAUUUGCAUUAUAAUGUUUUCCAUCUUUACCUGGCUCUUUUCUCUCGUUUUAAUGAUGAAGAGGUCUAUAUCAGCAAUUAUUCCCAGUCAGUCAAUAAUAAUUUGAGUGUCAAAUGAGCAAACAACUUGAAGUUGUACUGUUAGAGAUACCUGUCACAACUGGCUAUCCAUAGUUAAACCAGAACUUUAGACCAAAGUUUAAUUAAACCGGAGUUCAGAAUAUAGACCAGAGUCUUCUAAUUUUGAGGAAAUCAGCCUAACUGAGCAUGAUAAGGAGAAAUGCAGCAUGAAGGGAGAGAAGAUUCUCCAUGAUGAGCUAGGUUGUGGAAUCUAAAGCUCCAUAAUUAUAUAUUGAAAAUAUAACAUGAUGGAGAAUUAGAUUGGAACAAUAAGCAUUAAGUAGAGAGGAGUGCUGUUACGCGAGAAUAAAAUUUCAACAAUGAGCGCUGUUAUGUAACUCAGAUUAAUGGUAUUAUGGAAGAAUUCAAUUAUAUUAAGGUUUUAUUCAGAGUCAUGUCAUUUAUCUUUACAAAAAUAACGUGAAAGGUUUGUCACAAUGCCACACCGAGAGGGUUGAUUUUAUCAGAGCAUUUCAACAUGAACUUUGGUAAAACUUAUCUGUGCGUUGAAUUUAAAAAUGUUUUAUUUUCCAACUGAAAUUGUUCCACUGAAUUAAACAUCUGAAGGUUAACUAUAAAAUUCAAAUUUCCACAAUUAAAAAUAUAAAUAUAUACAAAUCAUUGAUAUUACGAAGAUAUAUUACAUGUGGAGGGGUCAAAGAAAGUACAACUGCUUGUAUAAAUUGGCCCCAUUAAAAAAUAAUUAUGUAGUGUAAGUCAAGUAAAAGGUGGAUUAAUUGAGGUUUAAUUAUGACUGUUUUCGGAAAACCCUGUCGUGUGCCAAAAUAGAGUGUUUUGUUGUGGCAUUGAUUGCAGUGUGAUCAGAAAACUCAAUAUUAUGCUUAAAUCACUGACUACCCUGCAUACAUAUCAUGAAAGCUUGUCUACCACCCCCCCCCCCCUGCAAUGUAUCCUUGUACUUUUACAGACAUGUGUUAUUAUACUAAAAGUUAGUAAUCAGAUAUUAUACUUUUGGAAUGGAUACUAUCUGAUAUAUUUUUUUCUGUACAGCUCAUCGCAUUUCAGAUUGAUGUUUAUUUGUUGUGAUUUGAGUGCAGUCCAGAGUAAUAUAUGACAGAAAUUUGUUGCAAUGUCAUGAAUAUAUUCUAGAUUCUGAACAUUCCAGAGCAUGGGAAUUAGACAAGAUCGGUAUAUUCCAUUUACUGACCAACUAUGUCCCAUUCCCCUGUGUGGUGUGCAUAAUUUGAUAGCAAAACAUUAGCGUUCAUUUGUAACCAUUUUUUUUUAUUUAAGUGGUCCUGUCAUGUAAAUGAUACAGAUGAAAUUUCAUAUCAAUAUAAGACAUUGGAUCUCAUUUAUAGGGGUAUAUCUUGAUUCAGUGAUUGGUAUCAUAAUAGAAAGCUUCUUGAGUUUAGAAACAUGCCAAUGUGAAUAUUGGGAAUGUGAUAUGAUACAAGGUCCCUCUAUUAAAGUGGAGUUGUAUUAUUUGGUCUCUUGGGAAUGUUUUUCAAAGAGUAACUUACAUUCCUAAAUUCCUGCAAUAUAUGCUGUGUUCCUGUAUUAAUCAAACCAUGCUUGAAAGAAACAUGCUAUUGGAGAGUCUAGGUGUUGUGGUCUAGUGAAUAAGCAUGAGUGUGUUGUGGCGAUGCAGCGCAUUCGAGGGUAUUUGUAUGUUAUUGCAAAUACCCAGGAUGCCUGCAUUGUUAGUAACAUCACGAAUUUGAAAAUGUGCAUUAUUUGUUUUAUACAAUGGGUCGGCAGUAUAAAUUUGUAUUGGAAAGGUUCAAAUCCCUUCAAAUUUUUGAGGGAAUGCACAGAUGAAGAGGUCACACCCGUACCUGCUUUCUAUUAUGACAUCACAGACGUAUCUAGUAUGCGCUUUGAAGUAAGCGCUGGAACCAAUAGCCUUUCCACUGAAAGAACGCUUAUUUCAGAUAAUUUUUACGCGCUAUUGGUAAAAUGAUGCACCCAAAAUGCACAGUGCUGCACAAAAAUGCACGGCUGGGAGGAUGCAUAGAAUUAAAGCAUAAAAAAAAAUGCAACCGCACUCACUAUUUGCUACAUCCUUGAACCCAUUUUACAAAUUCAAAUGAUUUAUGGUAGCAAAUAAAUGUUGAUUUUGCAUUUUACCAAUAAUGUACCCAAUUGGGAAUAAGGUUCUGCCAUAUCUGAAUGAAUUGAAAAAAAAUCACAUUCAUGCAGUCUCAAUUCAUCAUCUUACACAUUGAGGUAGAUUUGUUAAAUUCUCCCAAGUACAAAACACUGAUUUUCCUAACACUUAGAGGGAUCUAUUAUACAUCUAUGAUAUUCUAUAAAGAGCAACUAGGUCAUUCAAGAAUUAGCGGGAGAGACCCGGGGGGCCACUUACAUUGACGAGUGGAUACCAUGCGCCACCAAAAAAACACGUAAUAAGGAUGUCUUUUUCAAGAUAGGGCACGUUACGUACAUAACGUGAUAAGGGUGUCAAAAACACAAAAAUAUUGAAAAAGGGUAUCUAUUUCGCUCGGAAGAUAUACGUGUUUAGGGUCAAAUAUGCGGGGAUGAUAAAACAAAAUCAAAAUGUUUUAUAAAGGAUGUCCUUUUUGCCCCAACACUACGUGUUUAGAGUCCGAUUUGCGCGAGGUGUGGAAGGUGGGGCCGUACUAAACCAAAAUAAUGGGGUCUAAAGGUAAAACCGACGGACGCGUGACAUAACAAUAAAAUAUCUCUGUACUUGUUUAGGGGUUCAUUUCAGGGAAUACUUGCUAAGAGUAUCGUUUUGUUUCCAAUACUUGUUAAGGGGUGCAUUUUCAGAAUAUGGAAAAUAUAUCGCUGUACUUGUUUAGGGGCUCAGUUCUGGGAAUACUUGCCAAUAGUAUUUGUUUCCAAUACUUGUUAAGGGUAUAGGGUUUCACACGCCAAUACUUGUUACGGGGUGCGUUUUAAGAAUAUGGAAAAAACAUGUUUAAGGUGCUUUUCAAGACCCCGUGGUCGCGCAUAGUAUCCACUCGUCAAUGGAAGUCAAGUGCCCCCCCCCCCCUGGGGGGAGAGAGCAAGGCAGAAUAGUGGAAACGGGCAUUUCCAUGAAGUACAUUUAGGUACAUCCAACCCCUAUAGGUGGGACUUUCCUGAAAUGAUCCAUCUCCAACAUUGUGCUUUAUAAGAUAAGGGGGGUGUUACAUAAAGAGAUACACUUGCAUUUACAAUCAAUUGUAACUUUUUGUACAUUGUUUGCCAUAGACCUACAUGUACAGUUACGCUUAAUUUAUCAAUCGAUUUUAUCUUUUGUGCCAUACGACCAUUGUGUAAUGCUCUCAACUUAUCAUAGCUUGAGUAGUUUGUGAAGUGAAGUAAAAAUGGGGGUUGGAGGUAAAUAAAGAUUGUUUUAUGGAAUUGCCCAAAUGUUAUUUGUGCAAUAGGAAAGAGUACGGGUAUGGCGAUGUAGAGUAGACAUUAGAAGAAAGAAAAAAUUUGGGAUUAUAUCAAUAUUUUAGGCCUAUGUCUGACCAUAUUUUCCUGAAUCCACAGAGGUGCAUAGAAAACUUGGUUUGAAACCAUGGUUUAUGCUGAUUUUAUGUAGUAAUUUUGAUUUUACACAUAUAUUGAGAUGUCCAAUACAUGUCACGAAAUCCGGGCACUAAAUCAACACACGUUAAUAUGACUGAUAUGAUGAACCACAGAUUUGAAUUAAUAGGACUAAAUGUUGAUUUUAAAUUAAUUAACUGUUGACUUGAAGUAGCAUCCGGUGCCCUGUGACAAAAGCAUGCAAUUUGUUAUUGAACCUUUUCUCAAUAUUUCACCAAAAUUUACCUGUAAGUAAUGUGUAAUGUAUAAACCAUGGCUUUGCAUCAUGGAUUACAAAAUGCCUUUGUGAAUUUGGACCAUCAGACAGUUCAUUGGAGAAAACACACAAGUAUUCCUUUCUUUUUCUCGAUGUUAUGGUAAAUUCUAAAAGGUGUGUACUAUUGAAGAAAAAAGUUAGAAAUAGCUUGAUAUAAUUUUAAAAUUUUUGUGUUUAUCCAUCAUACAAUUCAGAGGGUGGUCAAAAAUUAGAAUGAGAGAGUUUUUAGGAUUUGAAUUCAAUUAACUGCCAUAGCCAACAGGAAAGGGAGUGUACAAGUAAUGGAUCGAUUCAAAAUACUGUUGUAUUUGACAUAUUAAAUUUGUCUAUAAAACCUAAUAAAUAAUAUUGACUAUCAGCAUUCUUAUCCUUUUCAGUUCAAUAUAAUCAGCAUUCCUAUCCUUGUCAGUUCAAUAUAUUCUAUAUGGAUUACUUUAUUACCUUAAUUAUGACGAUGUGGUCAUAAAUGAGAUAUAGCAAAUUUUGCUAAUAUACCAGGGGCUGGUUUCACUAAGACUAACCACUGAUUGUGAUUGGCUGUUGAGCCCUGUUACCAUGGUAGGUGCCAAUAUGGCAAAGUUACAACUGUCUUUUAUGAAAUGGGCCCUAGAUCUUUGAUUAAUUUGUAUUCCAGCUGCUAUAAAUAUUUUAUUUUUCCUACAUUUUUUAGUGAACAGCAUUACCAUGCAAAUACUUAAUGUAUACUGAUCUUUUUGUAUUCCUUUUUGUGUACAUCUCAGAUUUAUUUAUAUAUUAUUUUUUGUAGACAUUUUUCCUAAAACCAAAUGAAAUACCAGUCAAAAUUUGUUAUUGUUGAAAGUACUAUGAGAAAAAUGUUAAAGAUUUUAAUUUUGUCUUGCAUAAAGUUUAAGAUAAUAAUAAAUUGUAUUUAAAUUGUAUUUAAAUUAAUGUCCUUGAACUUGGGACUAAAUUGUUGAAAUUGAAUAAAGUAUGGCAAUUAUCCAUAGACCUUAUGCAUGUGACGUCAUAAUGUCAUAGCGCCCUCCCUCAGAGGAUAUAGGAAUACAUGUAAACCUAGUUGUCAGAGAUGUGCCAGCUGCAGAGCACCAAUGCAAUGGCUUCAGCCUCUAAGAUGGCGACGCAAUGACUUCAGUGCAUAAGGUCUAUUAUUUGAUCUAACGUGAGAAUGACUGUUUUCAUUGUCAUAAUUUUUUUUUUUUUUUCAUCAAUGGAGAUGAUUAUAUAUAUUUAUGUGUGUCACCACCUGCUCAUGUAAUAUUGGAUAGUUUGUUUAUGCCUUGUUUUUGUAUUUUGUUGUGUACUGAAAUGAAAGAAUUGUUUUUAUAUUUUGAUCGAUUGACCGAUUUUUGCGCUUGUAUACCAGAGUAUUGAACUGAAUAAAACCAUGAUAUGCACAGAAAUAACUUUUAAAAA